AUGUCCUACCUUUUGUAUUCCGUUUCCUUCCUCCUCCUCGUCACCGCCACGGCCCUUUACUUCACCCGCGCCCACUGGCUCCCCCACCUUCCCGACCUCCCCUUCCCCGGCCGCGACUACAUCUACUCGCGCCUCCCCUCGAGCUUUGUCGGCGACAUGGACGCCGGCCUCUCGAGUUCCACAUUUGACCUAGCCGCCAACGUCGAGUCGGGCGACGCCCGCGCCGGCCUCGACGACCAUUCCAAGGCCGAGAUCCUCAAGAUCAUGAAGAAGCGCCGCAUGAAGUUCGACGACGCUCGCAGGUACUACAUGCAGCAGCGCUUCAAGGCCAACGGCAUCGGCCCCGACGGGCGGCCGCUGGAUCCCAAGGCCGUGACGUUCAGCUAA
This is a messenger RNA of Colletotrichum spaethianum, 387 nucleotides long. Its product is annotated as UPF0382 membrane protein. Bases 1 to 387 code for a protein of 128 amino acids. Lineage: Eukaryota; Fungi; Ascomycota; Sordariomycetes; Glomerellales; Glomerellaceae. The transcript has a single exon. The record is from RefSeq and is a predicted model, not a curated record.